Messenger RNA from Octopus sinensis (East Asian common octopus), 2206 nucleotides. RefSeq names its product ubiquitin carboxyl-terminal hydrolase 44. Bases 24 to 1874 code for a protein of 616 amino acids. The record is from RefSeq and is a predicted model, not a curated record. Gene Ontology annotation, molecular function: cysteine-type deubiquitinase activity. NCBI's taxonomy places the organism in Eukaryota, Metazoa, Mollusca, Cephalopoda, Octopoda, Octopodidae. Gene Ontology annotation, biological process: protein deubiquitination. The transcript has 15 exons. Gene Ontology annotation, cellular component: cytoplasm.
AUCCUUAUCAACAACAAAUUAAAAUGACUUGUAAAUCGACCAAGAAAAAGGAGAAGCCAACCAAAUUCACGCACAUGUUUCUUUGUAAGAUAUUCCAAGCAUGGAGAUCUGCAGUCCAGGAAGUACGGUUGAAUGUCAAGGAUGAAGUAAAUAAAUCCAAGUUUUCUGCAGAGAAGGCACUGAUCCCCGGAGUAGUUGGUCUGAGGAACCUCGGAAAUACGUGUUACAUGAAUUCUAUUCUUCAGGUUUUGGGGCAUCUGGACAAGUUUCGUCACUUUUUUGUGAGUAUGCCCGUUAGGUCGCUGACCUCUGCCCACUCAUGUUGUCACUCAUGGCCUCACAACCAGGUCACCACAAACACUGGUCAAAGCUGUAGCAGCACAAACAGCUCUCGGAACCGGAAUACUGAGAGCUUGCAGCUGCUGCGUAAAUGUCCACUGAAAGGUGGCUUGAAUGGUGGUGCUACUCAACAGAAACCAUUACCUCCCAGAUUACUGCCUCUUUCACCCUCCUCAAGCCAUCACAAGCUGGCCAAAUGGGAGAAGUCAGUCUCCCUUUGUGAAGAACUACGGUCCCUAUUCCAAGCUCUCUGGUCUGGCCAGUCAUCCGUUGUCAGCCCAAAUGCUCUACUUCAGGCUGUCUGGGAUUAUAUUCCAGCUUUCCAAGGUUAUUCACAACAAGAUGCACAAGAGUUCUUGAGUGAACUUCUUGACAAAGUCCAAGCAGAGCUGCACCAUCUUGGUUAUAUCAACAAAUCUCAAGAUGUUGUCACAGAUACAUUCCAGGGGGAAUUGGUCAGUGAGAUAACAUGUUUGUCCUGCGAACAGAAGUUUCAAACCUAUGAACCAUUUAUGGAUUUAUCUCUUGAGUUUCCAUCUCGCUACCAGAGAAAGUCUCCGAAUUGGAAGAUUGCCAGUAAUGUUUGUCAUAUAACAGAAAUGCUUUCCCAUUUCACAAAAUCAGAACGUCUGGAUGGCAGGAUAUAUGCUUGUGAUUCUUGUAAUGGUAAAAGACGAUCAAAUUCUUCUGCUAAAAUCUACACCAAAAUCAAAAAGCAAUUUUUAUUGAGCAAACUACCUCAUGUCUUGCGUCUUCACCUGAAACGGUUUAGAUGGUCGAAAGGUAACCACAGAGAGAAGAUAGCCACACACGUCUCAUUUGACAAGUUUUUGAACAUUCAACAGUUUUGUGCCAAAUCAAUGAGCAGCAUACAAUCCCAGCGCCUUUACCAACUCUCAGCCAUUAUCAUCCAUCAUGGUAAAGGUUUUGGGUCAGGCCAUUACACAGCUUUCUGCUGGAGCAAAGAGGCUGACUCUUGGAUACUUUGUAAUGACACAAAUGUGCAACAGGUUCCCAUGAAGGAGGUGUUCAAAUCCCAAGUGUACAUCUUAAUCUUCUCCCUACUAAAUCCUUCACAGGAGCCACCGAAUGACACUACCACUUCCACCUCCACCACAACCAUCCCUGAUCUUGCAAAAACCUAUAUGAAAACAACAGACAGCAAAGGGUCAACAACAAGGGACUCUUUCACUCAUAUACUGACUACCUCGGAGGAGAACACUGACCCCUUCAACCCAUCUCCUCCCCCUCCUCCUCCUCCAUCUCCUCCACCUUCUUCUCUCAAGACUGCAGUAAAGUCCUCCCCAACCAAAACGGUGACCACUCAGCAACGCAAGAUUCCAUGUCUGUUAUAUUUUGAAAGCCCCUAUUACACAAGAAGCAAAAGCCGGCGCAAGCGAAGGGUCUGUGUUUCUCAGGCACUGUGCAGUAGCGUCGUGAAACCCAGCAGUCGGAAGAGGAAACACAAAUGCUGCAGCAGGUUAAAAAGCAGCGCUAACAGCGGCAGUAAAAAACGCAAACGCAAUGCAACAUAAAAUGCAGAACAGAAGAAAACUUUCCGUUUUGAUAAAUUGAAUUUUUGUGUUGGUGUGAGCGAGUGUGGUAGCGACAUAAAUUUGACUGACUUUCACUUGACUUUGCAUAAAAAAACAUUUCUUUCCUCCUCCUGUUCAUGUAUGUCAGCAUUCCUCUUUCCUUUCAGAAUACCAUUUUUCAUCUCAAAGACUGAAAUAAUUCAUACAGAAAGCCAUAAGAAUUUUUUUUAGCUGUUUGCUGAUAUUCACAUGUAGCUUUUUUUCCACUUUUUUAUACUAAAAUUGAAACAAACCAAAAAUUGUCAUAAAAAAAGAAAAAAAUGAACAACAAU